GCUCGGAGAGGCACUUCCGGUGGCAACAGAAACUGCCACUGAUUUGUAAAGGCCAUUGCCGCGAUUUGCAGUGACAGCUGCCUCCUAACAGCGUGACAACAAAGGCAGAAGCCAAACAAAGAAAGAGGCCAAACAGUGUGGCAUCAGCGGCAGCAGCAUUUAAACAGUGUGGCAUCAGCGGCAGCAGCAUUUAAACAGUGUGGCAUCAGCGGCAGCAGGCUUUACAUAUCAGUGGCAGUUUCUAAUGAUACCGGAAGUGCCUCUACGGGCUACUGCUGCCACGAUUUGAGCUUGCCCUUACCGCAAACACAAGCAACACAGCCGACAUGGCGGACUGGGACGCUGACAGCUUCGAGCCGGAGGAGCAGCUCCAAAAGGCGGCAGUGGUGGACAAAUGGGAAGGGGAAGACGAAGAGGAAGAUGUUAAAGACAACUGGGAUGAUGAGGAGGAAGAGAAAAAUGGAGAUGUGAAAAAAUCGGAGACGAAAGUUUCUGAUAAGAAAAAGUUGAGUGAGAAAAUCAAAGAGAAAGAAAAUCGGUUAAAGAAAAAACAACAGGAGGAGCUGGAGAAAGAGCUGCAGGAUCAACAAGCAGAGCUCACUUCCGAAGAACAACUCGAAGAGAAGUUAAGAGUGCAGAAAUUACAGGAAGCCGCAGACUUGGAGCUAGCAAAAGAUACUUUUGGUAUCGGCAGCAGCACUUCGAACAGUGUCACUGGGAUCGAUGCCAUGUGUCCAUCUUCCAAAGACGACUUCACAGAGUUUGAGAAAUUGUUGAAAGAAAAAAUAACCCAGUUUGAAAAAUCUGUGCAUUAUUCAAGUUUCUUGGAUUCAUUGUUUCGGGAACUCUGUAUUUCAUUGGAAGUAGAUGACAUGAAGAAAGUCAGUAAUUCCCUGUCAGCUCUGCUUAGUGAAAAGCUGAAACAAGAAAAGCAAAACAAAGGGAAGAAGAAGAAGAAGGGGGUCGUAGCUGGAGGCGGUUUGAAAGCACAGCUGAGAGACGACCUUGACUAUGCAUCGUUUGAUGGUGGCUACGCCCAAGACUACGAGGACUUUAUGUGACACUGGCUCCAUCACUACUGCCCUUUCCUUCUCCCCACCCUCAGAAACGCAGCUGUACCUUCUCAUGCUGUCCAGUGCCAUCCUGGAAAAUCUGAACUAUGUGUUGCCCCAUUCAUUUUGCUUCAAUGACCAGAGGGACUAUACCAGGGAGCACCCAGUCUCACCAACUCUUUAUGUUCAUACAUAUGGAAUUGCCUUUUCUCUGUCUCAUUCAGCCUCAACUCACACACUCAUAAUAAUUAAGUAUCUGUUGGGUGACCCAGCUUCAACAAUGAAGAAUACAUUGUAACUGCUGUUGUCUGAGUUUUGCAGGGCUCAUUUUUUUUUUAUUGAAUGUUGCCCCUGUCAAAAUGGCAGAUACAGUAUUGCAGUUAUAGGUGUACUGACAUAGAAACACAAGGUUCUAUGCAAAUUCCUAAACCAGAAUGUCAUGUAUAUAUUAUAGGUCUCACUUACCUGUGGAUGGGUCUCUUACAGGAAAGUAUAUAGUAUCUAUAACUUUGGUUGCCAAAUGCAGAACAAUUAUUCAGUACAUACUUCAUCUUUAUCUCCGGAAAGGUUGCAUUGUGGGUGAUUCUGAGACCGAUGCAACAUGUAAGUAAUAGUUGUAAUUUUACAGAGAGCACGUGACAUUCAUUGUAAGAUAAAAGGGAUAAACAAGUAUAAUAAAUGUGACUUUAAAACUUCACAGCCAUUCUCUUGAUACAUCUCUGGAAUAUCCUUUAAAAUUUGGAGCAUAGGUAUUUUUCUUGCAUGACAAAAGCAAUUUACUAAUUUGAUUUAUACUAAUGCAGAAAAAGUAUAGAUCAGGCAAGUGGAUUAACUUUCUACAACUGGUCUCCUAAUCAUUGCUUCUGCAGGCUUGUAUCAAGUGUGAUGAGGAGCGGGGGCUUAUGGGCUUCACCCCACCAUGUCUUCAUAUGGGCUACAGUUAGUUGAAAGGGGCAUAUUUCUCCUGUUCUUUUCUAACAGUUGACCAGUUUCAAUGUUACAUGCACAAUUGGAUUAUGAUCAUGAUAAUAUGGGAAAUACAGCAUCUGCAGUGUUUUAUAAGCAUCUAAUUUAAUAAACCACUGGUCAAAAGGA
Molecule: messenger RNA, 2147 nt
Organism: Hippoglossus stenolepis (Pacific halibut)
Lineage: Eukaryota; Metazoa; Chordata; Actinopteri; Pleuronectiformes; Pleuronectidae
Gene: eif3jb
Product: eukaryotic translation initiation factor 3, subunit Jb
Exons: 8
Coding region: 327-1061 (244 amino acids)
Cellular component (GO): cytoplasm; eukaryotic translation initiation factor 3 complex
Molecular function (GO): translation initiation factor activity
Source: RefSeq, a predicted model, not a curated record